CAGACCCCCUCAAAGGGCAGCAGCACCAUUCCUUCUGAGGAUAGGCGUGUUAUCUGUCCAGAAGGGGUUGCUGUGAGCCUCGCGGCAAGCCCUGAUGCUGCCCGCCGUGGAGACCUGGCCGUGACGCCUUGGCGCCUGUCAUCGGCAUGGAGCCGAGUGCCGGCGCCUGCAAUGGCACCCCCGCAGCCCUCCAGCUGUGCCAGGCGCUGAGCGGCGCCACCCCAGCGAACCAGACAGCUGGGCUCUCGGAGCAGCAGCAGUACGCAGUCGGGCUCUUCCUGUCCUGCCUCUACACCAUCUUCCUCUUCCCCAUCGGCUUUGUGGGCAAUGUGCUCAUCCUGGUCGUGAACAUCAGCUUCCGGGACAGGAUGACGGUGCCUGACCUGUACUUCGUGAACCUGGCGGCCGCCGACCUCACGCUGGUGGCCGACUCGCUGAUCGAGGUGUUCAACCUGCACGAGCGCUACUACGACAUGGCUGCGCUCUGCACCUUCAUGUCGCUCUUCCUGCAGGUCAACAUGUACAGCAGCGUCUUCUUCCUCACGUGGAUGAGCUUCGACCGCUACCUGGCCCUGGCCAGGGCCCUGCGCUGCGGCCCGCUGCGCACCAAGCGCCACGCCAGGCUCAGCUGCGGCCUCAUCUGGAUGGCCUCGCUGUCGGUCACCCUGGUGCCCUUCACCGCCGUCCACCUGCAGCACGGCGGGGACGUGUGCUUCUGCUUCGCGGACGUCAAGGAGAUCCAGUGGCUGGAGGUCACCCUGGGCUUCGUGCUCCCGUUCGCCAUCAUCGGCCUCUGCUACUCGCUCACCGUGCGGGUGCUGGUCCAGGCUCACCGGCACCACCGCCUGCGCCCGCGGAGGCAGAAAGCCCUGCGGAUGAUCGUGGCGGUGGUGCUCGUCUUCUUCAUCUGCUGGCUGCCCGAGAACGUCCUCAUCAGCGUACACCUCCUGCAGCGCACGCCGCCGGGGGCCGCACCCUGCCAGCAGUCCUUCCGGCACGCCUACCCCCUCACUGGCCACAUCGUCAACCUGGCGGCCUUCUCCAACAGCUGCCUGAACCCCCUCAUCUACAGCUUUCUUGGGGAGACCUUCAGGGACAAACUGCGACUGUACCUUGAGCAGAAGACAAACAUGUCGACUCUGAAUCGCUUCUGCCACACUGCCCUGAAGGCAGUCAUUCCCGACAGCACCGAGCAGUCGGACGUGAAGUUGAGCGGUGCGGUGUAGAUGCCUGCGCUGCACCAGCAGAGACUCACAGUACUGGCCCUGGGCGCUGGGGACACAGGCCCAGCCGCAGCACUGCUGGGGCCUCUCCCGGGCGCUGCGGUCACGCUCAGAGCUGUCAGGCACCCCCACCAGCCACCUGGAUCCCCACUGCUCCUACACAGAGCUGUGGCCACCCGCCCACGCUCACGACCACGGGUCACAGACGGACCGGGAGGGCUGGGGACCAGCUUGCCACCCCUGCCCUCUCUGCACAGACUAUCUCACAGCAGAAGACGGUUCUGAUGUUGGCCAACAAAAGCAAAAAGCAAGGGCCAGUCUGGAUGGAGUGUCGUAGUUUCUAGGGAGAUCUACCAUCCUGGGGAGAAACGGAGUCUGGAGACAGGAUACGCUCACGUGAGGUGAACGGGACGUUGUGGCUCACUCCCGGGGCUGUGGUCACAACCGGCCCAGCACGCCGCAAGCGCACCGUGAGUUACAGGGCAAGGACGCGCUGCUCUGCACACCAGGCACCCGUCACCUCUAAGGACAGCACCUCGCCACCACUGGUGAGUCACACGUGGACGUUCGGGCUGCCUGAGUCGUGAAGGCUCUUCUCCAGGGACAGGCCAACUGCCUGCUCCGAGACGCCGGCUGAGAUGCUGUGUUUGUCUCCAACCGUCUCUGUCCCCCGUUAGUGAGGUGUGAGGCCGAGAGGACAGCGCAGUGCAGUAGCGCGCAGUCCAGUUGGCCUCCAUGAAAUAACAGUGGGAACAGUGACGACUAAAAUGCAAAGAAGGAACAGCUAAUGAUUGCUGGCAAUGUUCAGCCUUGGUCAAAUACAGCCAUGCCAGUUCUUCCAGAUGCUCUAAGCAGUUCCCUAGUGGGGACAGGCCUCUCGGAGUGGGGCCAAGCCAGCAGAAUCGCACCUUCCUCACAAAGGAGAAAUGUCCCCUAGCCCAGCAAGCCUCGCUCACAAAGAGAACUCUUAGGAGGCCAACAUGUAAAUCCAGUCACCUGGACGCAACCUGGCACCUCUGGGGUGCCUGACCUCUGUGGCACAGUCCUCUGGCACCAAGAGAACUCCUGCUGCAAACGGAUCACAUGUCCUCGCUUUUCUAGAAGGCUCUGGUUGUCAGCAUGAGCCAUGGUGUCUGCAGUGGCUCAAAGCACUGACACAGCUGCAGGCUGGGGGCCCUCACCCCCUUGCCCCACCUGCACAGCUCGGGGCCACCUCCCCAGAAGUGCAGCUGGAACAGGCUCUGCCCUGAGCGAGGCCUCAAGGGCCCUCCCAUGGGCAGGGCCCCACCCGGGAAUGGGCCACUUUCCGUUUUAACAGUUCUUUCUGUCUGCAAAUCUCCAGGAGAGGAUUCGUCCCCCGCAAGCAUCUGCAUUCCCCAAACUGCGUAAGUGCCGUCUCCAGAGGCUCACAUCCCUCAGUCUCACUUGCGACACACAUAUCCCAAGUCCAAGAGCAGGAGCAGUGUGCUGACAGACCUCUACCAGGAUGGUCUGCACCCCCAGGUCCAUGGCUGUGGGGAGCCACGGGGGGAGGGGGAAGAACACCUCCCUCCCCGAGGCGAGCGUGAGGUGUGGCGGAGCCCAAGCCAGUCCCCAGGAUGACAGCCUUCCCUCGGCCGCGCAGACCCUCCAUCAGCCGCCAGUCUUCACACGGCACCAAGGCCCCGCGUACAGCCCUGGUUUCCUGAACGACGGGGGAGGGCCUCAGGCGCCUCCCCUCGUCCUCUCCCUGCCCCCCGAUGGCAUUCUGCCCGGCAGCACAGGGCCCUGUCAGAGCAGGUGGCCGUGCCCAAGCACUGCGGCCUGAGGACCCCGAUGGAGACAUCUUACACCAUGAGUGCUGGCUCCUAAGUCCCCUGUGGAGGUCAGUGCUGAGCACUCUGUCACAGAACGUGGGUACAGACUGGAGCUCCAGCCUCAAGCACCUAACUACACGCAAGGGGUUCAGCACUCUGAUCCCAGCUGGAAAGGUGGUGAUGGAGACGCUCUGAGAAGAUGCAGAGAUCAGAGGCCAUAAUGAUUGAGUCCCACGGCGGCGCUGGGACACAGACAAUGCAU
Messenger RNA from Rhinolophus ferrumequinum (greater horseshoe bat), 3281 nucleotides. RefSeq names its product G protein-coupled estrogen receptor 1 (gene GPER1). NCBI's taxonomy places the organism in Eukaryota, Metazoa, Chordata, Mammalia, Chiroptera, Rhinolophidae. The transcript has a single exon. The record is from RefSeq and is a predicted model, not a curated record. Gene Ontology annotation, cellular component: membrane. Bases 147 to 1226 code for a protein of 359 amino acids. Gene Ontology annotation, biological process: G protein-coupled receptor signaling pathway. Gene Ontology annotation, molecular function: G protein-coupled receptor activity.